AUGUUGUGUCUCAGGAAGACCUUUGCAAGAUCUGAACACGAUGACUCAAUGAAUAAGAAGAUGCCAACCACCUACGACAUCAAGAUAGCAGUAGCAGCUUAUAGCAUCCAGCGUCGCGUGCUCAAACUUUCAUCAACCAGCAGCAGUGAGGAGUCUGUCACACCAGACGAGCGAAAUCUCCCCGCCAGCGGACGCAUUCGCCGGCGAAUGGAGGUUACCAAGGUCCAGCUACUUCAAGCCGAAGAGAGAAAAGCGGCAGGAAAACGUCUCAAGGAUGAAAUUCAUGGACUAAGGAAAGAACACGGAGAUAUAGUCAUUCCGGAGAGAAAUGGGGGUAUUACAGAAGCCGACUGUCUCAGCGAGAUUAACACGAUUCUGUUUGACUGGGGUCUCACCAAUGUCAAGUCCGAGGGAGGAACUCAUCCAUGGGACGACGACUUGGAGAGUAUGGUCUCACAUUACGUUCAGCGCAAACAAGAGGAGAGGAAACGGCGUCGAGAGGAUCGUUCGGUGUCUUAG
This is a messenger RNA of Colletotrichum costaricense, 519 nucleotides long. RefSeq lists its product as uncharacterized. The transcript has 2 exons. NCBI's taxonomy places the organism in Eukaryota, Fungi, Ascomycota, Sordariomycetes, Glomerellales, Glomerellaceae. The record is from RefSeq and is a predicted model, not a curated record. Bases 1 to 519 code for a protein of 172 amino acids.